GACCUCGUAGUAUGCGGCCGGAGCUCUUUGGCCGCGCCCGUGUCAUAUAAACUUCUAAAUUUAACAUCAUAUUAUAUCUGACUGUUGACAGUGUUUUGUUACGGUGCAGGGGAUUUUAACACAUGUUGCUGAACGGCAUACGGUUUAAUAUAGCGUGGCACAAGCCUGGGUAGUUUUACCGUCCUUUGUGAGACAUGAUAGGUUUUAUUGGCAUGUGACGCGGGUAGGCAGCAUGCGGGGCGAGCGCUGCCGUGCGCUGGCCGCGCUUGCAGCGCUGCUCGCGUUCGGGUGCUGUUCAGCCGAAAUGGAACUCACCACCGCCUCGUUUGAUCCAACGAAACGUGGUAACAUGAUGUACGGUGACGCCUGCUCCACGGUUAUGGAGUGCGGCUUUCCUGAAUCAAUAUGCGAUGAAGUACAAAAGAUCUGCCGUUGUCACUCUGAUUAUCCUGUUACGAACCAUGUGGACAAGUGUGGUAAACCGGCUGGGGUAAACGAAACGUGUAUCUUCAACGAACAAUGCGAGGAAAUGGUGUUCAAAACGGAGUGCAGAAACGAUCGUUGCGUUUGCAAGUAUGAAAUGGUAGCGGAAUUGACUUCAGAUGGUGGUGUCGUUUGUAACCCGGUCAAGCAAGUUGAGGAGUCCACGCAGACUCUGGAUCCGGCUAUGAUCGGUGUGUUAGUUGGGAUGGCUCUGAUGUUUGUCAUCAUCUGCGUAGUCCUGCGUUUGUUUAGCAGAGCUAGAUGGCGGGAGAAUCGCACUAUAUUCAACACACCCAAUCCACGGCUCAUGAACGUUUCUCUGUUACGUGACUCCAAGCUACUUCAUGCUCAGGAUCGCCGUGGCUCCCGUGUGAGCAUGCGUCCUCCAUCACGACAAGCCAGUCAACAGGAACUUAGACCACAUUCACCAAUUCCUGCAGCACGACAUCACCAAAGCCAUCAGCUACACCGAAAGACCUCAGGUUCCCGCCGUGGAUCCAGAGCGAGCAGUGGACACUCGGCCACAUCCUUGAGAUCAGCGAUCUUAAGGUCCCCAACAGCUGCUGGACCUGCAUCCGUCACCGUCGAGAUUCGUGCACCAGAUGCUUAAUGUACCAAAUAAUAUAUUAAAUAUACGUCAACAAUAUAUAACAACAGAGACGAAUAUUUACAUAUAUGAAGCAUUAUUUCUAUGAGUAAACGAUGGACUUUAUUAAUAUUAUAUGACAAAUAGUCCAAUUGCUUACAAUAUUUGUGAUAAACUUCGACAUUAUAUUUAGCUAAUUAUAGUUAAGAUUUUGUGCUAUAUAGCAAUAAAUUCGUGCACUAAUAUAUGUUUCAUAACCAGCCACUUGAUAAGUGCCUCUAAAUAAAAUGCGUGGAGUUUUUCUGUCAUUAUAACAAUUUUUAAUAAAAAUAAAAUCAUAAUAUAAUUUUAAGAAUAUAAAAGUUAUCAUAAAAAUAUGUUACAGAUUUAUUCAAUUAGACACAAUAUAAUAUUAAGUGUAGUGCACUACUUAUAUUCAUUAUUGUUAGGUUUAUUAGAAGAAUAGUUAUCGUGUGAAGAUUUAGCUUUUUUGGCAAUAAAAUUUUGCUUCUUAGCAUUUUUGUAGUAUGAAAGUUAAAGUCUAUUAUUAAAUUUAAGAUUAAGCAACUUGUUUCUAUUUUUUGAAAUUUCUCAUAAAGAUGCUAGUUCUGUCAUACCUUGCCUUAGAUGUUUUAGUAAGUCUUAGUCAUAAAUAAUAAGCAAAAUAAUUAAGAUAAUUUUUUCAUUGGGGACCACCUCCUUCGAUGGGAGUGUUCUGAGAUUCGAUUGUGGUUAGACAUUUCGAGAUGGAAGGCUUAUACGUCGCUUUCAGUAAAUUAAGAAUAUCGUAUAGCUUUAAUUUGUUUAGAGCAGAGAUCACUGAAAUGUCUAUGAGAGUUGUGAAUCUAUUAUAAGAAUUCUUUGUUUAUUUUCACUUAAUGUUUCCAUGUGUAAAGUCGGGGAAAUUUACACAUAAAUAAUAUAAGGCUUAACUGUGCACUGUGAGAGCUUAGACCAAUGAAAAGCAGACGCACAAGCGGUAAAUAUGUAGAUACGUAAUUGGUAUUUAGACAUAAUUCAUACUUGAAAUAUUUCAUCGAUUAUUAAGUGCGGGUGACACAACAAUCAGGGGAAGAAUUGAUGUCUCACUCGAACUUUGAAUAAUGCAAGAAAUUAUAAAAUAAGUCAUUUGUAUCUUUAAAUAAAAUAUGCUCACGAUUUAUUAUAUAUUUCGAACACUGUGCUAGUUUAUAUUAUAUCUAUUAAUGCUGUAAUUUACUUAUAUGAACUUUUAUUAUAACUUAUACUUCUAAA
This is a messenger RNA of Danaus plexippus (monarch butterfly), 2323 nucleotides long. RefSeq lists its product as uncharacterized. Lineage: Eukaryota; Metazoa; Arthropoda; Insecta; Lepidoptera; Nymphalidae. The transcript has 9 exons. The coding region runs from base 233 to 1093 and encodes 286 amino acids. The record is from RefSeq and is a predicted model, not a curated record.